Molecule: messenger RNA, 2865 nt
Organism: Anneissia japonica
Lineage: Eukaryota; Metazoa; Echinodermata; Crinoidea; Comatulida; Comatulidae
Exons: 5
Coding region: 317-1117 (266 amino acids)
Molecular function (GO): metal ion binding
Source: RefSeq, a predicted model, not a curated record
AGUAUUGUAUCAACAGAUGAGUCUCAGAAAUCAAGAAUUCUUUCUGUAUUUCAAUAUAUUAUAUUCGUUCAUAUAUCCAGCAAGUAGGUGGAAAUAAUUUAACAUCAAAGGGAAUACUGAAUGUAUAAAAAGCUAAAGUGGUGAAUGGGAACUGACUGGCUAUUCAUGUGUGAGAAGAAAGUUUCAUUCAAUAUAUGCGACGUGGAUCCAAUAACUGUCAUUUCAAGAUCCGUCAGAAUUUACUUAGAUACAGUACUUAAAACUUUUAUUAUAACUUCCACAUUUUUAGACGCAGUAGAACACAGUGGUGUAGAGCAUGACAGAUAUAAACAGCAACAGAUCUCUACAGUGUAUUAUAUGCUGCGACCCUAACAUUCCGACAGAUAAACUCCAAACACUGGACUGCAAACACACCUUGUGUCAAGAAUGCAUUGGAGAAAUCACGACAAAAAAUAAUGAGAAGAUAAUUUUGUGCCCCGAAUGCAAUUGCGUUAACUUCCUUCCCUCUCUCAAAACGCCUAGUUGCCUAUGCGUCGAGAAACCGGACUAUUUAAACUCAAAGUGUAGGAGUCCAUUAAGCAGUCCUAAGUUUCUGCGGCGUUCUCCAAGCCCAACUACAGCGCGACUUAACCCGCCACAGCAAAUGCUAUACACUAAAGUCAAAGAAUUGCGCAAAGACUUAAAAAAUAUGGCUCGCCAAGAGAACUCCGAGGCUCACAAAACAGAAAAGCAUUAUGGAAAGGUUAAAUCGCAGAUUGAAGCACAAUUUGGUGAAAUUGUUGAAACGUUAAUGACAAGGAAGAAGGAUGUCAUAGCAUCAGUCAAUCUGGAAGUGAAAAAAGACAGGGCAAAGCGGGAGAAAGGUCGCGCUGAGAUACAGAGGCACCUUCGUUUCUGGACAAAAUUUGAGGGCGAAUUAAAAACGUUCCGUCAAUAUUCCGAACCAGAGGUGGAAGCAAUGACGCUCAAGUGCACAACCCUGCAAGAAGAACUAAAAGUAAAUGCCGAUCAGAUUGGACAGACACCUCGGAAGACAUUUGACUCAUCCAAGGUCGAUGACCUAAAACUUAUGGCUUCAAAUUUUGGACGGCUGUUGAAUGCUGAACAAGAUAUUUGAUAAUGUGGUAACAAGAGAUGUAAUUAACCAUCUAAAUAAGACUGCUAAUCAAUUUUUUAUUCCCAAAAGAUGAUAUCUGACCUGGUUUUUAAUAAUUUUUAAUAACAUCAUUGUUUAAUUACAUCAAUAACUGCAGUAUUAAACAGAAAAAAUUUGCGUUGGUGUAUUUGCAGAAUCUUAUACACAAAUAAUUAAAUAUAUUGUAGCUACCAAAAUGCAUAAGAGGACAAACAUGAAAUCUGGUUUGCCUUCCAAGCCUUGGGCCACUAGAGGUUGAAACAAACCAAAAUAUCAAAAUUGUUAAAACUACAAUCUCCACUUAUGACCUGGUCAAUUGAAAUGUACUUUUGUUAAUUAGUAUUACUUUUUACAGUUGUUAUUUAUGAAUAUGUGUCUAUAUGGAUUUCUACAAUGUAAAAUCACUACUGUAACUGCUUCCUUGGAAAUUAAUCUGGGUACUACUCACUGCGAUUCUAUGGAGAAUGCAACAGCACGACGCACGCACAAUAAAUAGUUUUUAAUGACGAUCUGCUCAGACUGCCACCGCCAAUCAGGAGACAGUGUUGCAUACUUUAUCGCUCACAGAAAGCCAAGUUGGAUUCAUCAGCUGACGGCUGUACAACCAUUGUACAAGGCAGUAUUAAAUUAAAUAAUAUCACUAAUAUCUAAAAUUUAUUUGGCGCCAAUUACAAACAAGAUCAAAGGCGCAACACGUUUGAAUAGCCUUAAGCUGUGACUUAAAGUUACAAAUAGAGUUGGAAGAAGUUAUGUUAUUUGGAAGGUGGUUCCAAAAAGAAGGGUAGAAGUAUAAGUGAGUUUUGGUAUGAUAUUUUAUAAUCAUCCACUUUAAUAAUAACAUUACAUGGUUGUGACCUAAUAUUAGUAAAAUACAUAACAAAUAAAGACUAUUUCCACAAAAAAUAAUACAUUAUGUCACUGACUAUUAGAUAAGAAUUUGAUAUUUAAAAUAUUACAGGAAAAUUAUAGGCAAUUAGUAUAAUUCUUAUAAUACUUUGAUUAAUCAAAUAUAUUGCUUUUUUUUAACUAACUAUUUAACAUACAGAGACUUUGAGCUGAGAUAAAUCUGAUUUCUAAUCACCCAUGUUAAUUAAUUAGAAGUGCUUUAGAUGAGAUAAUAUAGAGACAGUUCAACAGUUCACUGAACUGAAAUUCAGCAUCACUCUAUGUCAAUAGUGCAUUAGAUGAAAAGUAGUUCUGAUUUAGUGGUUUAGGGGCUUACCUCCUAAUCUUCAGAUCCAGGGUAAGACAAUUAUUUUAUUAAAAAGUAAAUUUAUGCCCAUUGAAAUGUAAAGAUAUUUUUUGGGAGUUAUCUACUAAAUAAAUAACCUAAAAUCAUCAAUUUUAUGAAUAUAUUUUUCAACAUUUUUAAAAUUAUUCAUUCGUUGAAGACUUUAUGUGACAAAUAACUCCUAAUAUGCCCAUAUUUGGGUGUGAUAUAACAUCAUCAAGCCCAUAUAUGGGCACAUCAUAUAAAUAUGUCACAUAAAAUUUGACAGCCUUAGUUGGUAAAUUGUAAAAAUAUCCUUUUGUAAUUAUUCAUUUGCUGAAGAAUGCUAUAGUAAGUUUGUAAAAAUUAAGUAUUCCUAAAUUAAGAAAUUACUAUUAGUAUUUUAUAAAGACAAUCAAAUGUAAUUCUUUGAUAAUAAAGCUGAAAUGUGGAUAAAAAUAUGAAGGCCGAUGGGUAAUAAUAUUGAUGACUUAUGGGUAAAUAAAAUUCACGAUUGAAG